AUGUUCGUUAUAAUUAUUCUUCUCACUGGUGUUUUGUAUGCGAGUACUCUUUUUGUUCAAGGUGCUUGUCGAGUAGCUCACGAUGAUCAAUCAUUUCUUGUACCAUUUUUACUUGAUGAACUGCUUGGACCAGCGGAAGAUAGUUUACUGAUUGAUGGAUUAGAUGUGCCAACUACAAUCAAAACUAUUAUUAAUGACUGUCAAAAUCAAACUCAUUUUAGUGAACACUUUUUCGAUCAUCAUUUGGUUCCUUUGCAAGAUAAUGUUGUUCAAGCAAUGAAUCAACUUAAUAAAAUAAUUAGUGAGCAAUUCAAUAGUUCAAUUAAAGAUAUUAAUAUUGUAUCGGAUCUCGAACUUCUCGCUAAUUUUUCUAUGAUAAGUAAUUCGAGCAGCAUUAAAGAGCAAGUACAACAGAUUCACACGGAUUUACAAACUAUUAAAACGCAAUUCGACCAUAUAGUUAGUUCAAAUCCAGUAUUGUCAGCAAACUUUGUUAAUCAAAGUAUUGAUAAUUUUACAGACUAUGUAAAAAAAGUUCUACAGGUGACAACUGAUACAUGUCCUCUACCUUUGGCUACAAUAUAUAAGGCAGAUACAUUGAUAUGCCAUCAAUUUGCUUCAUCAAUCAAUGGCAUAUGGUUUAGUAUUUUCCUCUAUAUGUUUUUUAUCAUAUUUGGUCUCUGUAUUUGUGGUCUUUAUAUUUACAAACGUUCAUUUUAUAAUAUGUAUAUUGACGAUGAAAUUCAUACACUUCCUUCAUAUUUUUAA
Adineta steineri is the source of this 768-nucleotide messenger RNA. Lineage: Eukaryota; Metazoa; Rotifera; Eurotatoria; Adinetida; Adinetidae. The record is from the annotation of a GenBank genome assembly.